This is a messenger RNA of Wasmannia auropunctata (little fire ant), 2873 nucleotides long. RefSeq names its product zinc finger protein 84-like. Gene Ontology annotation, cellular component: chromosome; nucleus. The transcript has 9 exons. NCBI's taxonomy places the organism in Eukaryota, Metazoa, Arthropoda, Insecta, Hymenoptera, Formicidae. Bases 237 to 2714 code for a protein of 825 amino acids. Gene Ontology annotation, biological process: regulation of transcription by RNA polymerase II. The record is from RefSeq and is a predicted model, not a curated record. Gene Ontology annotation, molecular function: chromatin insulator sequence binding; zinc ion binding.
CCCCGCGGCGGCGGAACCAGGUGCGCGUUUCCUCGUCGCGUCUUCAGUCUUCACCCCGAGCUCACCGUCUUCUCACGGCCAGGUGUCUCGCGCGAACGUCGGGCAGGGCAUGCCCGCGUCAACGCCGCGCUCCGGCCAGGCCGUGCCAGCGUCGCGCGCGGCGCGACGUCCGUCGUGCGGCUAACCUAAUUCACGGCGCGCGGAAUCACGGAAUCUCGCCAAUCUCGGCGAGGCGGAUGGACGGACGGGCAAGAACGGCGCGCUCCCUCCCCGCGAUGAACGCGAGUCUCUACGCGGCGACGAUGGGCACGGGCGACAAGUGGGACAAGGUCUGCCGGCUCUGCUCGGAGGAGAGGAACGAGAUGCUGCCGAUCUUCGGCGACGAGGGUCUGCAGCGCAGGGUGGCGCAGAAGUUGCGCGCCUGCCUGCCCGUGCUCGUGUACAAGACCGACCCGCUGCCGAAGCAGAUCUGCCAGUUUUGCGCGGCCAGGCUGGACGACGUGUACGAGUUCCGGGAGUACUGUCUCAACGUCUUCAGGAGCAUGCACGACGUGUUGCUGAGGUACAAGCAGACGGAGUCCGCCCAGAUAUUCCUCAACGCGAUGAGGAACUCGUCGGACCCGUGCCAGGUACAGCUCUGCAAGGAGAAGUCCAGAGCACCACCGCCGCUGGUUCCUCUAUCAGCCGCCCUGCCGUACGACGACUCGGCGAUGCCGAUCAAUCAAGUCAAUCAGGACCAUCUCCAGAACGUCUGCAUGGAAGCCCUGUCCGAGUUGCCGUGCGAGGUGGAGAUCAAGGAGAUGAGCACGAUGGAGUCGAUUUUGAGCGCCGAAUCUGCCGUUUGCGAGCCGCUGAACAAGAAGCGCAAACUGUCGGAGAUGUUCGGCAUGGACAUUCAAACGGAAUCCAUUCCCGACAUGGAAGGGGCGAGAGCCCCUAAACCGGAUUAUCAGGCCAAGAAGGAGGACAAACGAACCAGUAUUCUGGAACAGGUGCUGACCGGCAAUCUGACGAAGAACAAUCACCAGAAGCUGCAAUCUAGAGCGAAGCUAACUUCGGAAUGGUGGUGCGCGCCCUGCAACAAUUAUUACAAGACGAAGGACAGCCUGAUGAAGCACAUGCAAUUGCACUGCCCGCGUAUAUAUACUUGUAGAAAGUGCUCCGCGUCCUUCGACUCCGUCGAGGUCUUGGCGAGACACGAGGCCAACAGUCAUUUGAAGGUCAAGCUGGACUUCACGGAAAACUUAUACGAUUGUGAUCAGUGCGACCGGCAGUUCGUAAGCUGGGAAAUGCUCAAGCAGCACAGGCUGCGCGAUCAUGUAGCCGAAUUGACCGAGAUCGGAAGUAACACGUGGUGUUCAUUAUGCAAUAGAUUCUUCCCUAAGCUAGAAUCUUAUCAAAAACACGUUCAGUUGCAUCAAGCGUACUCGGCGGUGAUGCCGAAAUUGUCGAAAUCUUUGGAAUCCCUGAUGGCGAAAACGGAUGAACGAACCAGAGAGAUUAAACGAGACGAACAAUAUUACGAUAAUGUGAAGCUUCUCACGUGUCCCACUUGCGGGAAGGUUUGUACCCAGCAGAGCGCACUGUCGAAUCACAUGCGCACUCACGAACCGAAGAAGCACAAGUGCGACAUUUGCGGCCGGUCAUUCGGACUUUUUAUACGCCUUGCGGGACACAAAAUAGCCGAGCACAAUGAAUCGCCAGUCUUGUCGGCAGUCGAGCAAGAGGAGGCCUUGAACGCCGAGAGGGAGGCGAGGGAAGCGAGAGACGCUAUGACCCGCGGUACCAAGAAAUCCUACUCCGAGAUAAUGGAGAAGAACGAUGUCCCGAUAGACGACGAAUCCCUGGCGAAACACAUUUCCGGUGGGAACAAAAACGUGGCGAGAUGCGGCAUUUGCUUGCAAUGGUUCAGCGAUCACACGACAAUGUUAACGCAUCUCGAAACACACGAAAAUUAUUGCCACAAAUGUAGUAUAUGUAAAAAAACGUUUAAGGAACAGUCGCAGCUCUUGAAGCACGAGGCUUGUCAUAAACGCCUAACGCUCGAUAACGCCUCACUGUACACGUCCGCUGUUAGCAACAAAUCAUUCAUGGAUAUGACGCAUCAAAAGACGCACACGGUGGAUAAAACCUAUCACUGUGCGAAGUGUAAUAAAAUCUUUUUCAAAGAAGUCUCGCUACUCGCCCACCAAUGCACGGGCGGAGCACUGUUCGGAAAGAAAGCCGCCGUGAAGUCUCGGCAGAAGACGUCGCCCUACGUCAGCAACAAGACGUACCAGUGCUCCAAAUGUGACGCGACUUUCGCGAGCUCGCAGUCACGAAACGCCCACAUGAAAAUGCAUGCCGAGUACAUGCGCGGUAAUACGGCGCAGACACACGAGAUUAAAGUAGCCAAAGCGGACGACGAAUUGAUGCCAAAAUUACAACCGGAGGCACUGCUGGAAUACACCGUAUCUCCGAUCGAGCCAAAGGUUGAAAUCAACGAGCAGAGUACACCUCCGCCUCUCAAACGGACCCUCAUUAAAACUUCUAGCGGAUAUCGGUGCGGUGUGUGCCAAUCACCGUUCGUGUCGAGGGAGCUAGCCGUAGCGCAUUUGAGAUCUGCACACCCCGUGAUGCCAUAUCAGUGCCCUUAUUGUAAGAAACGCUUCACGACGCAGUACACGUUUACUCAUCAUAUCAAGACAGAGCAUCCCGACGAGCCCGAGAAAUGAAGGUCGUUUGGAUCACGUUGAACGAAGUGGACAGAUCGAAAUGAUAUCACAUGUGCCUCGUAUUACGUAUGAGAGAGAAUUCUGUUUAUAGAUUGUACAGGGUGAAAUGCAUGUGUGGUAUAUAUACAUACACACACACACACACACACACACACACAC